GCCUCCCUCAACCUUUUCCCCACCGUCAACUGCUUUAGCGACACCAAUUCAGUUCAAAACAUUCCAGAUUUGGCUCAAGUAUCAACUGCCAGAUUCUUCUCUCCCACCAAACCCUAGCCGGAAAUCCCCAACAUUCCUCGAUCCCCCAUCAUGCCACAACCUCCCCUCAAGGCCGUGACUCUCACGCACGUCCGCUACCAGAGAGGCGACCGCUUCGGUCAUUUCCUCGCAUGGGUCUCACUCGUCCCCGUCUUCAUCAGCCUUGGCGGCUUUGUCUCUCAUUUCAUCUUUCGCCGAGAGCUUCAGGGCAUGUGCUUCGCUCUGGGUUUACUGAUUUCCCAAUUCAUCAACGAAGUCAUUAAGAAAUCGGUCCAGCAAGCGCGGCCGGAGACGUGUGCGUUGCUCGAGAUGUGCGAUUCGCACGGAUGGCCAUCCAGUCACUCACAAUACAUGUUUUUCUUUGCGGUGUAUUUCACUCUGUUGAGCUAUAAGGGGAUUGUGCUUCUUACUGGGAAAUGCAGAUGGAUUGCGAGUUUCGCUUGGUGGUUACUGGCCGUGCUGACUAUGUAUUCUAGGGUUUAUUUGGGGUACCACACUGUGGCUCAGGUGUUUGCUGGGGCCACUUUGGGGAUUAUUCUUGGGGCGGUGUGGUUUUGGGUGGUGAAUUCCGUGCUUUUUCGUUACUUUCCGGUCAUUGAAGAAAGCGAAUUUGGCAGGCGGUUUUAUAUAAAGGAUACUUCUCACAUACAUAAUGUGUUGGAGUUUGAAUAUGAAAAGGCGAGAGCUGCUCGGAAAGAUAUGAAUUGCAAAAGUGAUUGAUCCAUUGAUCGGCGGAGGAUCUUUUGGCAGGUAAAAUAAUCCAGGAUUUUUUGUCUUGGCAUCUACAAGAAGACACCGGUACGCUAAAUGACUGCUGCUAUUGUUUCAAUCAUUUCCUUAAGAAAAAGCAUUGGGAAGCCGGCAGCUGGAGCAGAAAAGUAGCUACUGAUUUAUUUUGGGCACAUAUUGAGAUACUUGCAGAUGAUGUGUAGUAUUGAAAGAACGGUUCUUGGUAGAGAAACAUGAUUCUAUCAUGGUCUAUGAAUUUGAGGGCUGAGAACCAUGGUUCUCUUUUGAAACCUGGGGAGAUUUGAGAACGUAUAGAUUACUUUUCAAGAAAGCAUAUUCUAAAUUAAAGGCAUCUGGCAAAAAUGUGAGGUUUGCUGCUGCCUUCUUCUAAACUUAUUAUAUAUAUAUAUAUAUAUAUAUAUGCAGGCAUCGGUCUGGCUUUUGUUGGGCUUGUCAAGGAGCAUGGGGCAAGUUACGACAACAUCUUAAUUUGUGGUCCGUGCUAACUGCUAGCCCGGUGGCUGGACUACGUCAUUCAUGUCCCCCAAAAUCUUACAUUGGGUGGUGGUCUCCACGUUGGCCCAAACGGCAGCCACUUUUUUAUUUUUUAUUUCUAUUAACCUAACAGGGAAGGAUCGUUUUAUUUGA
Messenger RNA from Vitis riparia (riverbank grape), 1476 nucleotides. Its product is annotated as lipid phosphate phosphatase gamma. Gene Ontology annotation, biological process: protein N-linked glycosylation; lipid biosynthetic process. Bases 151 to 819 code for a protein of 222 amino acids. Gene Ontology annotation, molecular function: dolichyldiphosphatase activity. Gene Ontology annotation, cellular component: endoplasmic reticulum membrane; intracellular membrane-bounded organelle. Lineage: Eukaryota; Viridiplantae; Streptophyta; Magnoliopsida; Vitales; Vitaceae. The transcript is spliced from 2 exons. The record is from RefSeq and is a predicted model, not a curated record.